Messenger RNA from Anopheles marshallii, 396 nucleotides. Its product is annotated as probable fatty acid-binding protein. The transcript is spliced from 2 exons. Gene Ontology annotation, cellular component: nucleus; cytosol. NCBI's taxonomy places the organism in Eukaryota, Metazoa, Arthropoda, Insecta, Diptera, Culicidae. Gene Ontology annotation, molecular function: fatty acid binding. Bases 1 to 396 code for a protein of 131 amino acids. Gene Ontology annotation, biological process: fatty acid transport. The record is from RefSeq and is a predicted model, not a curated record.
AUGGCCGUCUUUGAAGGAAAGAAGUACAAGAUGGAGAAGUCGGAGGGAUUCGAUGACUACAUGAAGGCUCUCGGUGUCGGCAUGGUGCUCCGCAAGCUGGGCAACAGCAUCUCGCCCACGGUGGAACUGGUGAAGAACGGUGACGAGUACACGUUCAACACGCUGUCCACCUUCAAGAACACGACGAUCAAGUUCAAGCUGGGCGAGGAGUUCGAUGAGGAAACCGUCGAUGGCCGCAUGGUCAAGUCCGUCUGCACCCUGGAUGGCAACAAGCUGAUCCACGAGCAGAAGGGCGAGAAGCCGACCACGAUCGUGCGCGAGUUCACCGCCACCGACCUGACCGCCACCAUGACUGCCGGCAACGCCAAGUGCGUCCGUUACUACAAGGUUGUAUAA